Molecule: messenger RNA, 2313 nt
Organism: Exaiptasia diaphana
Lineage: Eukaryota; Metazoa; Cnidaria; Anthozoa; Actiniaria; Aiptasiidae
Product: gastrula zinc finger protein XlCGF57.1-like
Exons: 1
Coding region: 161-1786 (541 amino acids)
Biological process (GO): regulation of transcription by RNA polymerase II
Molecular function (GO): RNA polymerase II cis-regulatory region sequence-specific DNA binding; DNA-binding transcription factor activity
Source: RefSeq, a predicted model, not a curated record
CUUCUAUAUUUCUUUUCUUUUGUUUAAAMCAGAUAUUCUCCAAUCAGAGUGUUCUUUCCGUCUUAUGUCAAUUUGUUGUCGAAAUUUGAUUAUUCGCUUGGGAUUCCUAUAGCGAGUUGACCGUGGAAGACUGCUACUAUUUGCAUGGCAGCCAUCUUGGAUGAACGUUCAUCAGCUGCCUGUGAACUACGUAGCGGCAAAUUUGCCAGGUAGAAUGAAAUUCUUCCAAGAGAUCGCAGUUCAAACAGACAUUUGCGGUGUCGAUAACAGUGAACUAAAAGUCCUUUUCGACAGAGCCUUGGAUCUUUGUAAAAAUACCAAUUCAAUUGGUGUAAAUAUUUGUUCCUCACAUUUGUGUAUUUCACACAAUGUUACAUAUCGUGUUACCAAUGCAGAAAGUGUGGAUCUACAACCAAUUCCAGUGGUAGAGCUAAGGUUAAUUGACAACCAAGAUUGCUCUCAAACUGWUCUCACGAGUAUUCAAAGUGAAGAAGGUGAUCAAACUGGAUUAGAUUCUUCUGAAAGCAUGCUUGAAGACAGUGCUAAGGAACCUAUGGAAGAAAUGAAAUGUACAUUUUGUGGUAAAGAAUACUACAGAAAAGGGCUUUACGASAAGCACUUAAAAAUUCAUCAGCCUGGUGUUAAGCAGAUGCCAGUAACUGACAAAGGCAUAGAUGAGAUGUCAGGAGAUAMUUGCAGUGAGGAUGAGGAUAUUAACUCCACAGAUGACCAAAUUAAACCAGGCAAAAAUAAUAGUAACGAAAAAAGAAACAAAAAAGUUACUUGGCAAUGUAAGCUGUGCAAAGAGAUGUUUACAGACAGAAGGAAAUAUGAAAGACAUAUUAGAAAACAUAAAAAGGAUGAGAAAUCUAGGAAUGCACCCAAGGUAAAGAGCAUUAGAGUACUUCAUGAGUGUGGACAAUGUAAAGAAACAUUCACCAGCAAAAAGAAGUAUGAUCAACAUAUCAGAAARCAUAAAGUCAAAAAGCCACCUUUGAGUUACAUUUGCCCUCACUGUAAUAAAGAUUGUAAAGCCAGGACAGCCUUAUCUAGACACAUAACUGUUCAUACCAAAGAAAAGAACUUUAAAUGCCAUAUAUGUGAGAAGUAUUUUGGUACUGACCAGGGUUUAACAAUGCAUAUAAAGAGACACAAGGGUAUCAAACCUCACAAGUGUUCACAUUGUGACAAGUCRUUUGUCAAGAAGUGGGGCCUGGUUGAACAUUUGAGGGUACAUACAGGAGAAAAGCCCUAYAGAUGUGAUAUUUGUGACAAGUCCUUUAGGUUUAAAAAUGUCUUAACAAGCCACCAUUUAUCAAUGCAUAGUGGCAUCAGACCAUUUAAUUGUGAGAUUUGCGGACAAGGUUUUGUUCGACAAUAUAACCUCGAUGAACACCGACGGAACCACACUGGUGAGAAGCCAUUCAAGUGUAUAGAUUGUGGUAGGGCAUUCAAAAAUCAUCGCAACUGGAAAUUACAUGUGAAGAAACACAGGGAAGUAAGUUCAGCAACAGGAGUUGAKCUAGAUGGCAKUSUUGAGGGUGAAAUAAGGACAAGAGAGACUGAAUCAAUGUUUGACAGCAGCACAAUUAAGGCUAUAGAGUCAUCAAGCAGUGCCAAGGCAUUGGAGACUGAAAACAUGACUAGCAGCACAAUGGCAGCUUCAGAAACUCARGCUACCYUKGCAUGCAGUGAAAUGAUGGCUCAAGUAACAAGUAUUUCAAGCAAUGACAUUUUCACUGRCCACACUGACUUAUCAACCAUAUCCUCAGAUGAGAUUCUUUGAAGAAAAUACUCAAAACGUUAAGACAAAAGUUGAUAUAUAGUAUUUAGAUGAGGUCUCUAAAUAUCUAAUGGUCAAAUAAACAAAAGAAAAUUAGCACRAUGAAAUAAUUAUAAAGGCUGAUUUACACUAUUCAGCUUGCAUGUGUGAUCUAAAGUGUCAGGAUUUUGAGCAUACACAAGUUGAAGACCACAUUCAUAUUUUUGUAGGAAGUCAUUGAAACACUAAGAUGUGGUACUGUAAGUCAUGAUGAGCCGCAAAUCACAUUGUGUAAAUCAGCCUUUAGAGUGCAUGUURUUUUUAUACUCUACCAAGUUGUUUUUCAGUUUUUGUCUGCMWUUKKYMAWUACAUGUAUUUCAUUAAAGAUUCAUGAGGUGUUUAAGACUGCCCUGAAAUGUUGUAAUUCUCUUUACUGCAUAGAAGACAACUUGACAAGGACAGUGUACUUUUUAAUUGAUAGUAUUUACUAGCAAAGAUAUUGAGUUAGCUUAGUACAAUAGAUAUACCAGAACUUAAAAACACUUUUUUU